Cuscuta campestris is the source of this 1800-nucleotide messenger RNA. The record is from the annotation of a GenBank genome assembly. Lineage: Eukaryota; Viridiplantae; Streptophyta; Magnoliopsida; Solanales; Convolvulaceae.
CGCAAUCCAGACGUAAGAUAGAGGGUUGAACGAACUCGUCCCCAACAAACAAGUCGGACCAGAUUUUCACAACCUCGUAUACUCAACCUCGUAUACGCAUUUCUGGUCGGACCAGAUUUUCUACCUAAAUCGCUGCCCCAGUGGGCCUUCUCUUCCCGCAUUUAUCACGUUCCCGAAUUGAAGAAUACUCAGAGCGAGUCAGAACCGAAGAAGGGGAGUAAGCGGUGUCAGAGAUGGCUCUCAUCCGGCAUUGCCCAUUCCCAUUUUCUGCACUUUCUGCAGUUGGGCCGUCUCAGAGUGGAACGAAUCUCCUCUCCAUCAAGACGAGUUUCAGAUAUGAUCAAAACCCGAAUUUACUUCAGCCCAAUUCCCAGAUUAGGAGGUGCUCUGCUGUUCUUUCUCCCCCGCUCAAUUCUCCUAAGAAUCCUCCAUCCCUGUCUACUUUUAGUCAGUUGAUUGAGGAUUUAAUAAGUGGGAAGGACUUGACUGAAUCUGAAGCUGAAGAAUCUCUUGAGUUCCUGUUGGGUGGUGCAGAUGAGACACUGAUUAGUGCCUUUCUGGUUCUCUUGAGGGCUAAAGGAGAAACCUAUGAAGAAGUAGUUGGGAUGGCAAGAGCUAUGAUUAAGCAAUGCAGAAGAGUUGAAGGAUUAGAAGAUGCAGUUGACAUUGUCGGCACCGGAGGCGAUGGUGCAAACACUGUUAACAUCUCAACUGGUGCUUCCAUUCUUGCUGCUGCCUGUGGUGCCAAAGUUGCAAAGCAAGGAAAUAGGUCCAGUUCAUCUGCCUGCGGAAGUGCUGAUGUACUAGAAGCACUAGGUGUUGCUAUCAAGCUAGACCCCGAGGGGGUGAAGAAGUGUGUAAAUGAGGCAGGAAUUGGUUUUAUGAUGUCACCCAUCUUCCACCCUGCAAUGAAGAUUGUUAGUCCUGUCAGGAAAAAACUAAAAGUGAAGACCAUAUUUAAUAUCCUGGGCCCUUUGUUAAAUCCAGCCAGAGUUCCUUUUGCUGUUAUUGGUGUCAACAAACAAGACCUUGUCCACAAAAUGGCAAAGGCAGUACAACGCUUCGGUAUGAAAAGAGCAUUGGUUGUUCACUCAGAAGGCCUAGAUGAGAUGAGUCCUCUCGGUCCGGGCUUAAUCCUUGAUGUUACCCCUUCUAAGAUUGAGCAAUUCCCGUUCGAUCCAUUGGACUUUGGCAUUCCUCGCUGCACUCUUGAGAGCUUGACAGGUGGACCCCCGGACUACAAUGCUGCGACACUAAGGCGAGUCCUGUCUGGCGGCAAAAGUGGUCCCAUUGGCGACGCGUUGGCAUUAAAUGCAGCAGGAGCUCUGUUUGUGAGUGGAGUUGUGGACAGUUUGGGUGAAGGAGUGAGUCUUGCCAGGGAAACACUACUUUCUGGGAAAGCUGUGGAUGCCCUCCACCUUUGGAUUCAAGUUUCAAAUAAUGCUAGAGAACCGUCACUUCUCGUGAGUCGAAGCACGGGGUCGACCAGUGCAAUGUUAAUGGGGAACUAUUAUACUCAGAAAAAAAUGCAUUGAUAUGGCUUGUGUUUUUAUUUUACCCUUGGGAUUACAACACUUGAGAGAAUAAAAGCAGUGAGGUUACUAUUACUAGGCUUGAUAUUUUUGAGGCCUUUUUGUUGUAGUAGUACAAAUUAUAGAGAAACUGUAAUUCUAGAGAAACAUCAUUAUAACAUUUAUACUACCAUUAUUUACAGUAUUUUGGCUUACACCCCAUUGUUUUUUACACUUUACAUACUAAGCUCGUCUAUGAAAUGAGAAAAAAUGAAUGAUGUAAAUUUGG